This is a messenger RNA of Penicillium longicatenatum, 2169 nucleotides long. Its product is annotated as dynamin family protein. The transcript has 5 exons. Bases 1 to 2169 code for a protein of 722 amino acids. The record is from RefSeq and is a predicted model, not a curated record. Gene Ontology annotation, molecular function: microtubule binding; GTPase activity; GTP binding. Gene Ontology annotation, cellular component: microtubule; membrane; cytoplasm. Lineage: Eukaryota; Fungi; Ascomycota; Eurotiomycetes; Eurotiales; Aspergillaceae.
AUGUCUACUUCGACAGUUUCGAAAGACGAACAAGCCUCGCGUGAUCCUGAGAUUGAAACUCAGUUGGAGCCUUCCGUGUCUACCCAUGGCGAGACAGACGAAGAAAGAAGUGCAGGAAGCCCUGCACCCGAAUCUGACGAUGAGUCGGAUGAGGAAGUGCUGAGGAGCAUUGGCAGCGUUGAAGGUGAAGAACUGCUUGCAUUCUUUGACAAAGUGCGAAAUGCCUACCAAAUCGACACAAGCAGCCUUCCUCUACCCCAACUGGUUGCUGUUGGAGGUACCAGCUGCGGUAAAUCCUCGCUCUUGCAGGCCCUCACAAAGCUUCCAUUUCCAGUGGACAACGGCAUCUGCACGCUCUUCGCCACGGAGACCACCAUCCAUCGAUGCGAUCCCUUCAAACAUCCUCACUACACUAUCACCAUCGAGACGAAAGGAGGGGGAAAUACAUUCUUGCCCCGUGAAUACUCGAAUGAAUCUUGGGCAAAUGUUUCUCAGCACCUCAAAGAGGAUCUGAAGGAUGUAUUUGCACAGCAGCAUGCGCAAAGCAAAACCCCCAGAGUGCAUGGUGGGAAGACAGGGCUUGAUCGACUCCAUGAGCAGGUCAUGAGGGUCAAUGUAUACAAGCAUAACCAGGCCCACUUCAGCGUGGUUGAUAUUCCUGGACUCAUCAGUGGUGGCUCUAGAGCGGAUCAGAGAUUAUCUGAGAGUCUUGCCCGUCAAUAUAUGGCAAACCCUCGUGCGAUUGUUCUGGCGGUGAUGCCUGCCGUUGACGAUAUCCAUAACCAAGCUGUUCUUCGUCUUGCAAGAGAGGAAGGAGCGAUGAACAGGACAAUCGGAGUGAUUACCAAAUGCGACAUGUUGCAGAAAAAUGACGAGCCAAAGACUAUUGAGCUCCUGAAGAAUCAGAAUUCCGAGUACCGGCUCAAUCUUGGAUGGUUUGCUGUCCGCAAUCGAACAACUGAAGAAGUCGAGAAGAACCUGUCACACCAGAAGCGUGAUGAAAAAGAGCAUCAGCUAUUCAGCCAGGAACCCUGGUCGAGCUUGAAGAGCAAUUUCGUGGGCCUUGCCAAUUUGAAUCGAUGUGUCUCCGAUACACUGUACAAACAUGUCAAGAAAAGUUUUCCUGGUGUUCAAAAAGACAUCAACAGAAAGCUGAGAGCGGCUAGACAUGACUUGGACCUGCUUGGCCCCUCGAGAGAUAACGAGAAAAUGCAGAUGCUUUAUCUCGAUGAUGUUCAAAGACAGUACAAAGACUUGGCACAAAAGUGGUUGGCCGGGAUUUACAAAGAGGGUUGCGCUCCUGAUGAUCCCUCAAAACUGACGAUCCAUUUGAUAGAUCUAGAAGAACAAUUCCAAAUACACAUCGAGCGCCAUGGGACAAACUUCAGAUAUCUGUCAAAGGACGAGAUUUUGUACCGACUAAGGGAUCUAGACUAUGGUACUGUACCCGAAAUGUGGGAGACCAAGAUGUUGGAAGUCGAUGAUGUCUUGUCUUGGAUCCUGCGGUUCUGGAAUGAAAACCGCAGCGAUGGCCUAUGGUACAAGGACCCCAGAGAUCUUGAGGAGAGACUUCUGGAACUCCAAAUCAGAUCCUGGGGACAGUUCGCUCGAGACUAUUUUGACGACGCUUCACAAAAGAUUCGAGCGUUCUCGGAUACCCUGUUGAAUGAUGUGUGCUCCGACAGUGUGAUUCGUGGCAGGAUUCAACAAUCCCUGGAAACUUUGAAGGUGGAGGCUGUUUCUCGGGCAGAGCAGGAGCUCGAUACUAUUCUGAAAGAGCUGGAUAGGAUGACGACCUGCCACCGACAAUAUAAGGAGCAACUCCAAGAGUCGCAUCAGGAACUGAACGAUAUUCUCGCAGGCUGUGGUGACAACAAAUUACGACGCAUUACCUCAGCACAUGUGAACCUGAGAGAAUUCCAGCAGAUGGCACAGUGGCGAUUCAUCGAUAAUGUAAUCAUUCAGGUUGUCAGGCGUCAUCUUUUGGGGGAUUCUGGGCUCGUCUUCUGUUUCAGCACUGACUGGAUUCGAAGCCUCCCAGAGGACCAACUUGAUGAUCUUGUUGGAGAGGAUGAUCGACGAAAGCAAACGCGCGCAGACCUAGAAACCCAGAUCCGGGAUCUGGGAGAGAUCCAGAGGAAAGCAGAGGCUCUUCAAACUAGGCGAUAG